UGACAACGUGUCACAUGCUCCUCUGGAUUCUACAAACUGCCAAAACAGACCGACGGUCAGUCAUUCACUAUCUGGAGGCGGUUUAACACUAAAGAGAGGUGGACACAAAUUUUCUGAGGUGCGUAAGGCUUGGCAGUCCAAGCUACAGCCUAUUGACUUAUGGCGAUUAACACUGAUGUCGAGGACUGGGGCGGUGUUGGGAGUAAUGACUCUGGAGAAAGGGCGUGGCUCUUGCAGAGCCCCAGUGUGGAUUCUGUCCAGCAUCUUGAGACAGACAGGAGGGGGACCGGAGGCGUGUCGUCUUGGGCAGCGGUCUUCAUCGUAGUGAACGCAGCACUGGGAGCGGGUCUACUCAAUUUCCCUGCAGCCUUCAACAUGGCAGGAGGAGUGACGGCAGGAGUUAUGCUUCAAAUGUUUAUGCUGAUCUUCAUAAUCAGUGGACUGGUGGUUCUGGGGUACUGCUCCCAGGUCAGCAAUGAAAGCACCUAUCAGGAGGUUGUCCGAGCCACUUGUGGCAAAGUCACAGGAAUCGUAUGUGAAGUAGCCAUUGCUGUCUACACCUUUGGGACUUGUAUUGCUUUCUUUAUUGUCAUUGGAGACCAGCUGGAUCGCUUGGUGGCUGCAGUGGCUCAUGACACAGAUGGUACUGUCAGUGGCUACUGGUACACUGACCGCAAAUUUACCAUCUCUGUCACUGCAGUCCUGAUUAUUCUUCCUCUCUCCAUCCCCAAAGAGAUUGGAUUUCAGAAGUAUGCCAGUGCACUGAGUGUGAUGGGAACCUGGUAUGUCACUAUCGUGGUCAUAAUAAAGUGCAUCUGGCCAGAUAAAGAUACGACUCCGGCCUACAUACCCGCCAGUUCUGCAUCCUGGACUGCAGUUUUCAAUGCAAUGCCCACCAUAUGCUUUGGUUUCCAGUGCCAUGUCAGCUGUGUGCCCGUUUUCAACAGUAUGAGCAGAAAAGAGAUCAAACCUUGGGGAGUCGUAGUCACUCUGAGCAUGAUAAUCUGCCUCUUUGUUUACACGGGAACAGGUGUCUGUGGCUUCCUGACGUUUGGCGCCAACGUCAAUCAGGAUGUGUUGAUGUCGUACCCUUCUAAUGAUAUUGCUGUGGCCAUCGCAAGAGCUUUUAUUGUCAUCUGCGUCAUCACCUCCUACCCCAUUUUACACUUCUGUGGCAGGGCAGUUAUAGAAGGACUUUGGCUGCGUUUCCAAGGCGAGCAGGUGGAGGUGUGUGUGCGUCGUGAGCAGAGGAGGAGGAUCCUGCAGACGCUGGUGUGGUUUGUUGUCACCCUCGUCCUCGCCCUCUUCAUCCCAGAUAUUGGUCGGGUGAUCUCGCUGAUCGGAGGAUUGGCAGCCUGCUUUAUCUUUGUCUUUCCAGGUUUGUGUUUAAUGCAAGCCAAGCUGUCAGAGACAGACAGCCACACUAUAAGCUGGCAUGGAUUGGUGGUCUUUGGUGUUGUCAUGGUUACGAUUGGAGCUUUCAUCUUUGGCCUCACCACGACCAACUCCAUCUAUCAAGACCUCAGUUAAAGGGAACCGUUUUAUUGGAGCCAACGGUGUUUUAAGACCGAGGGGGGGCUUGGUUCUGUGCUGCUAUUCUGAACUACUUGAUGGAGAACCAUCUCAUGACACUCAUUUAAAAAUUCUCUAUGGCAUGUUGCAUCCCUGCUCCAUACUGAGUUAACGCUCCACAGUUCUUUACUCUGUAAGAUAGAAGUCAGAGACACCCCACGAUGCCAAAUGACUUCAGACACUUUGCCUUUUACUUAAUGUACGGUUUAAAUUGCACGUUUUAUGUUUUUAUGAUGGUUUAAACUUGCAGCGAAACCUGUUUGACAGUUCAGGGGCACAGAGGGGCUUCCCUUGUCUCUGGACGACUCAUUCCUGUCCUGUUUACAAGAGCUGAAGGACUUUGAAAGGUCUUACAAUCAAAUUGAUUUUGAUAAUGAAAUUGUACCAAUUUGUGUAUUUUAACUUGCAUGUCAAAGUAAAUAUUUCUUACUAAAACUGACAUGCUGUUGUUGCCAGGUGCUAUCCCGGUCCGGACUAUAAUGUCGCUGCUGGUGAUGGUUUGUAAUUAAGAAGUUAGUUUCUUCUCCAAUGAAUAAUAUAAUUGAGUGAAACAUUUGUACAAGCAAGGCUUCUGAAUCAUUGAGUGAUGUGAUAACUGCAGGGUGGGACAGUUUGUCUUGUUUAUUUAAUUUCCAGUCAGUACCUCCUAAAUGAGUUUAAAUAAGGGAGGUUUUCAACCAUUUGGGCAUUGCAACUUAAUCAUAUUACACUUUAAAAUAAAUUUAGGAAGGCAUUAUUUUUUAA
Perca flavescens (yellow perch) is the source of this 2316-nucleotide messenger RNA. RefSeq names its product solute carrier family 38 member 7 (gene slc38a7). Bases 160 to 1530 code for a protein of 456 amino acids. The transcript has 12 exons. The record is from RefSeq and is a predicted model, not a curated record. Gene Ontology annotation, molecular function: L-glutamine transmembrane transporter activity; L-asparagine transmembrane transporter activity. Gene Ontology annotation, biological process: amino acid transmembrane transport. Lineage: Eukaryota; Metazoa; Chordata; Actinopteri; Perciformes; Percidae. Gene Ontology annotation, cellular component: membrane.